AUGUGGUCUUUUACUUCUCUUUUCAGGCCAUCAAUUAGAUGUAGCUCUGAUGAAACUGUUGCUUCUCGUAUGGCUACAAAUGAAAUUCAAUUCUUUGAUUUUUCAAAAGGCAUGGUGCAUAAGAUUAGAAUUCCUGGAAUAGCUGCAGUAGAGCUUUCUAAGCAACCUGGAUCCCAUGAUGCUGUAUUUGUUCCAGAAUCUAAGGAAAAGAAGGACCUGUACAUGAUGUUCAAUGGUCGUAUUCAGGGAAAGAAUUUGCAAUUGUUUAUGGAUAUAAGAAACUCUCAAUACCAUGGUUUGAAUAAUGCAAGUGAAUCCUUUGAACAUGCCAUACAACGUGUUAUUGAUGACAACCUUGAGUUGGGAUGUGCAUCAACUGAGAAGCUACUGUUAUGGGUGUUUUAUGAAUGUCCAAAAGCACUGAAGAUGAGUGAUGCAAGAGUAAUAUUAUUGUCUGCUCUUCACAAUGUCAUUCAGAUUUUAUCCAAUUGCUACAAUCCACCUGAGUCGCUUGUUGACCGGUUUAACUGGAUGUUGUCACCUGAAACCAUGGUGGGCCCCUUCAAACCCCAACCUCAUCCGGGAACCAACAUCUCCAAAGGAGCUGUCAUCACAUGUUAUUUGAAAGAUGAGAGAAGAAAUUUUCUUUUACCAAAUAAUAUUCAUAUUAAGUCCAAGGAAAAGAAGGACCUGUACAUGAUGUUCAAUGGUCGUAUUCAGGGAAAGAAUUUGCAAUUGUUUAUGGAUAUAAGAAACUCUCAAUACCAUGGUUUGAAUAAUGCAAGUGAAUCCUUUGAACAUGCCAUACAACGUGUUAUUGAUGACAACCUUGAGUUGGGAUGUGCAUCAACUGAGAAGCUACUGUUAUGGGUGUUUUAUGAAUGUCCAAAAGCACUGAAGAUGAGUGAUGCAAGAGUAAUAUUAUUGUCUGCUCUUCACAAUGUCAUUCAGAUUUUAUCCAAUUGCUACAAUCCACCUGAGUCGCUUGUUGACCGGUUUAACUGGAUGUUGUCACCUGAAACCAUGGUGGGCCCCUUCAAACCCCAACCUCAUCCGGGAACCAACAUCUCCAAAGGAGCUGUCAUCACAUGUUAUUUGAAAGAUGAGAGAAGAAAUUUUCUUUUACCAAAUAAUAUUCAUAUUAAGUCCAAGGAAAAGAAGGACCUGUACAUGAUGUUCAAUGGUCGUAUUCAGGGAAAGAAUUUGCAAUUGUUUAUGGAUAUAAGAAACUCUCAAUACCAUGGUUUGAAUAAUGCAAGUGAAUCCUUUGAACAUGCCAUACAACGUGUUAUUGAUGACAACCUUGAGUUGGGAUGUGCAUCAACUGAGAAGCUACUGUUAUGGGUGUUUUAUGAAUGUCCAAAAGCACUGAAGAUGAGUGAUGCAAGAGUAAUAUUAUUGUCUGCUCUUCACAAUGUCAUUCAGAUUUUAUCCAAUUGCUACAAUCCACCUGAGUCGCUUGUUGACCGGUUUAACUGGCUUAUGAAAGGGUUUAAUGAUUGGGAUAAUUCCAGUUACCUCCAAGGUUUUGGAACCAUGCGUAGGCAGUCUAGCAUAUUAACCACCUAA
This is a messenger RNA of Lactuca saligna, 1569 nucleotides long. NCBI's taxonomy places the organism in Eukaryota, Viridiplantae, Streptophyta, Magnoliopsida, Asterales, Asteraceae. The record is from the annotation of a GenBank genome assembly.